Messenger RNA from Rattus norvegicus (Norway rat), 584 nucleotides. It is a transcript of the gene Glycam1, whose product is annotated as glycosylation dependent cell adhesion molecule 1. Gene Ontology annotation, cellular component: plasma membrane. The record is from RefSeq and is marked provisional. The coding region runs from base 22 to 462 and encodes 146 amino acids. NCBI's taxonomy places the organism in Eukaryota, Metazoa, Chordata, Mammalia, Rodentia, Muridae. The transcript is spliced from 4 exons.
CUGACCUGUUCCAGUGCCACCAUGAAAUUCUUCACUGUCCUGCUAUUUGCCAGCCUUGCUGCCACCUCUCUUGCUGCCGUGCCUGGGUCCAAAGAUGAACUCCACCUGAGGACUCAGCCCACAGAUGCCAUUCCAGCUUCCCAGUUCACUCCUUCCAGCCACAUCAGCAAGGAGAGCACUUCCAGUAAGGACCUUUCCAAGGAGUCUUCCAUCUUCAACGAAGAGCUGGUGUCCGAAGAUAAUGUGGGGACAGAAUCUACCAAACCACAGAGUCAAGAGGCCCAGGACGGGCUCAGGAGUGGGUCAUCUCAGCAGGAAGAGACCACCUCAGCUGCAACCUCAGAGGGAAAACUGACCAUGCUGAGCCAGGCAGUGCAGAAAGAACUGGGUAAAGUAAUUGAAGGAUUUAUAAGUGGUGUGGAAGACAUAAUCUCUGGUGCCAGUGGUACCGUGAGGCCCUGAAGACAAAAACGCCUAACCGCUAAGUCCCACGCUAGGUGGCGCCUUCAUCACCCACAUUCUGCUCAUCUGACCACCACCUCUUGGUCUGCCCUUUGAUGUCUUACAUUAAAGUACUGCAACCG